This is a messenger RNA of Perognathus longimembris pacificus (Pacific pocket mouse), 2027 nucleotides long. RefSeq names its product zinc finger protein 786-like. Gene Ontology annotation, biological process: regulation of transcription by RNA polymerase II. NCBI's taxonomy places the organism in Eukaryota, Metazoa, Chordata, Mammalia, Rodentia, Heteromyidae. The record is from RefSeq and is a predicted model, not a curated record. Gene Ontology annotation, molecular function: RNA polymerase II cis-regulatory region sequence-specific DNA binding; DNA-binding transcription factor activity. Bases 15 to 1955 code for a protein of 646 amino acids. The transcript is spliced from 4 exons.
CCGUUAGCUGGACCAUGGCGGAGCUGACUCUGAUACCGCUGACAUUUGAGGACGUGGCCAUUUAUUUCUCAGAGCAGGAAUGGCAGUAUCUGCAGACAUGGCAGAAGAAGCUCUACAAGCACGUCAUGAGAACCAACUACGAGACUCUGGUCUCACUAGAUGGUGAUCUUUCUAAACCAGAGCUAAUACUCUGGAUUGAACAUGGGAGAGAGCCCUUUGGGAGCUGGGAAGAAUCCCAGAAGCUAGAAAAUUUGAACGAUUCCUCAGCUGAGGCACAUUUUGGUCCAGUGACAGAGCAACAGCUGUUGGGUGAUCCUUUGCAGGGCCUCGGCUUCUCUGGACCCUUGUUAGGAGGAAGGGAAGACGUUUUCAUCAGGCCUGAGCAAGGCCUCAGCCUCGUGACCCCACAGAGACCUGACACCCUGGCUCCAGGCUCAGCAGCCCACGGCUCUAGCAUGUCUGUGGCAGAAGGGGGAAUUUCAAGUGACAGAGCCCUGGGCCUCCUCUCUUGGCAGGGUCUCCCACGUCCUCAUCCUGCCUGUGGAGAGAGCUUUAGCAAGGAAAACCACUUAGGGACGCACCCAGAGGGCCACUCCAAGGCCCCAGCUAGUUGGGCUGGGAGGACACCUGCCAGCCAAACCGACCUGGCCGGGGCCCCCUUGAGAGGGGAGCCAAGGAAUGUCUCCUUCAGCAUGUGCACCACCUACUUGGGUCACGCCCGGCAGCAGCCCAAAGACCCGCUGCCCUUCCACUGUUCCAAGUGCGAAGCACCCUUCAGCCUGCGGAUCCAGCUGCACAUCCACCAGCAAAAGCACAAAGACCCCAGGCUCUUCCCCUGCAGCGAGUGCAGCCUCGCCUUCCCCCAUCAGUGCCACCUCCAGGAGCACCAGCACCUGAACAGCAGGGAGAAGCCUUUCCAGUGCCCGCAGUGCCCCAAGAGCUUCCGCCUCAAGGACUCCAUGCGGAGGCACCAGCUCACCCACAGCGCCCAGAAGCCCUUCCAGUGCCCGCAGUGCCCCAAGAGCUUCCACCGCAAGAGCAGCCUGCGAGAGCACGAGCUCACCCACAGCACCGAGAAGCCCUUCCCCUGUGGACAGUGUGGCAAGAGCUUCAUCAAGCGGGCCACACUGACUGAGCACCUUCGCCUGCACAGCGGUGAGAAGCCCUUCCAGUGCCCGCAGUGCCCCAAGAGCUUCCGCCUCAAAGGCACCCUGCGAGUGCACAAGCUCACCCACAGCACCCAGAAACCUUUCCAGUGCCCGCAAUGCCCCAAGAGCUUCUGUCAAAAGGGUGUCCUGCGGGAGCACCAGCACACGCACAGUGCGCAGAAGCCCUUCCAGUGCCCCAAGUGCCCCAAGAGCUUCUGUCGAAAGGGUGUCCUGCGGGAGCACCAGCACACGCACAGCAUGCAGAAGCCCUUUCAGUGUCCCAGGUGCCCCAAGAGCUUCUGCCGCAAGGAAUUGCUACAGAAUCACCAGCACACGCAUGGUGCACAGAAGCCCUACCCCUGCAGCCAGUGUGGCAAGAGCUUCAUUCGGCAGGCCCAUCUCACCAGGCACCUGGGCCUGCACAGCGGGAAGAGGCACGUGCAGUGUUCCCUCUGUGGCAAGAGCUUCCGGGCCAGGGCUGACAUGAAGACAUACCAGCUGCUGCAUGGAGGGGAGAUGCCGUUCUCCUGCAAGUGCGGCAAGGGCUUCGCCAAGCAGUUCCAGCUGGUGGAACACAUCAGGACUCACAUCAUCGAGAAGCCUUUCCAGUGUCACAAGUGCAAGAAACUUUUCCAGUGUCUCAAGUGCAACAAGGCUUUCCGCUUGAAGACACAGCUACGCAGCCACCAGGGGGUACACACUGGGGAGAGCCCUAAGUCCAAACUCACUGUCCAUGUCAGAGUGCACACAAAACGCUGUCCUGCUCCGUGGGUCCCUAAGCCUGAUCCUGAAUUUAAGAAAGGCUGAGCCUGCUAUUUACAAUGAUAGAAGCUGACUGGAUUUGAGGCAGGUGCACAGUCAACACAGCCAGUGAGUGAA